Molecule: messenger RNA, 1119 nt
Organism: Heterotrigona itama
Lineage: Eukaryota; Metazoa; Arthropoda; Insecta; Hymenoptera; Apidae
Source: the annotation of a GenBank genome assembly
CUAGCAUCACAGCGAUAAAAUUAUAGAUAUUAUUACUGCCCUUGUCGCACAUUAUCUUGCGUGUAUGUUAGAUAAGUAGCUCAUCUGUGCAAGUAAUAAUAAAAAAUAUGAUAGGAAUAUGCUAUGUACUGUCAUUUAUCGGAUUCGAUUAUAAUGAAAGGAUUUAAUAUGCUUCGAUAGAUAACAGUAUCUGAUUUAUUCCUAAUAGAUAUUUUCCAAUAGGUGACAGCACGUCACAGAAAUGAAUCGAUAACGUCAUAUGUGACACACGAAAAAUCAUUGAAUGUCAAGUCUAUUUUGUACUUGUGAUAGUGACAAAAAAGACUAUGUAAACAAAGUAGUUUGAAAUAUAACAAAAAGUAUUAUUACAAAAAUAAAAGUAAAUUUUACUCAUAUUUCUUAAACUAAAUAAUUUUAUAGAACAUUUUGCAAUUUUUUAACCUUUUCUCUCAAGUGAACUAAUGCAGUCUGAAUUUACUUCAUUGUAUAUUUAAAUUAUACAAAACUAUUCUUACAAUGACUGAUUUACCUGUUUUUACUUCGGAAGUUGCAAAAGCUGUUUUAACCGACGUUCUAACAACAUUAAAUACUCCGGAAAAUACUCAAAAGCUUGCAGAAGCUAAGGAAAAUUCUGGAAAUGAAAUGCUAAAAAUGAUGCAGUUUGUUUUCCCAAUUGUCGUACAAAUUCAAAUGGAUGUUAUUAAAAACUAUGGUUUUCCAGAAGGUCGGGAAGGUACAGUUCAAUUUGCACAAUUACUCAGAACUUUAGAAAGGGAAGAUCCUGAAAUAGCACAGUUACAUAGUCAAGUUCGAUCAUAUUUUCUUCCCCCUGUUACUAUAAGUUCUUCAACUGAAGCAUCUCUCUAAAAUAAAAUAACUUUUUUGUACGUUCACACAAAUAUUUCACUUUGUACUUUCUCUUUCUCUACGUAAAAAACAUAGAAAUCAUCUAACUUACUGUUUUAAUUUCGUAAGAAGUUUAGAGUUUUACAAUUCUGAUGUUAUAAUUCGAAUUUUUUGCAGAAAAAGAUAUGUACAAGGGAUCUUCAAAUUAAAUAUUUAAUCAAAAAAAUUAAAAAUUUUUACAUUUAUUUGUAUAAUAAUAAUAAUAAUAAUAAU